This is a messenger RNA of Humulus lupulus (European hop), 397 nucleotides long. RefSeq lists its product as uncharacterized. The transcript is spliced from 6 exons. The record is from RefSeq and is a predicted model, not a curated record. Lineage: Eukaryota; Viridiplantae; Streptophyta; Magnoliopsida; Rosales; Cannabaceae. The annotation marks the transcript as partial.
ACUUUACCAUUAAACUACAUACACUCGGUUUGUUGCUUCUUCUAUUUGCAGGUUCAACAAGCUUUUUCAGACCUGGAGAGGGAGCGUGGUUAUCUUGUUACUGAUGAAGUGUUUGAGGCAUUGGUAAAAAUUGGAUUCUCGCUGGACUCUCCUGCUUUUUACAUUGUUUGUGAGAGUUUUGAUCAAAAGAAGAAUGGAAGAUUCAGAUUAGAUGAUUUCAUAUCUAUUUGUAUAUUUUUGCAGUCAGCUCGUAAUAUGUUUGAUUCAUUUGAUACUGCUAAGCAGGGCCGGGUGACUCUUGAUCUCAACCAAUUUGUAUAUUGCAUAAGGGAACGCAAAAAAAGAAAAGAAAGAAAAACGACUCCAGCUCUUCCUUGGUGACACAAUCUUGAUUAAG